Amaranthus tricolor (Joseph's coat) is the source of this 1947-nucleotide messenger RNA. RefSeq names its product adenine/guanine permease AZG2. Gene Ontology annotation, cellular component: plasma membrane. Bases 111 to 1724 code for a protein of 537 amino acids. Lineage: Eukaryota; Viridiplantae; Streptophyta; Magnoliopsida; Caryophyllales; Amaranthaceae. Gene Ontology annotation, molecular function: purine nucleobase transmembrane transporter activity. Gene Ontology annotation, biological process: transmembrane transport. The transcript has a single exon. The record is from RefSeq and is a predicted model, not a curated record.
CCUUUAACGUUCCUUAUAUUUGCACGUCCUUAAGCUUCUUCCUUCACAAAUCACACCUCACUCUAUUUUAUUUCAUGUAGCAAACCCUAAUUUUAAAAAACAGCCAAAAAAUGGGCGGAGAUUUUAAUUUAUGUGUAGGAAAUGGGUUUUGCUCAAAGAUUAUCACCAAAUGGCAGGAAUUCGAAAAACAUAUGAAUCAAACCGUAUCGAGUAGCAGAAUUGGUAAGUUUUUCAAGCUAGAUGCUAGAAAAACUUGUUUUACGAAGGAAUUACGUGCUGCUACUACUACUUUCUUAACUAUGUUAUACAUUAUUACUGUUAAUGCUAGUGUUCUUUCUGAUUCCGGCGGCCGUUGCUCGGAAUCCGACUGUUCUCCACCGGGUGGGCCAAACUGUGUUUUGAACCCGAACCCGGGUUAUGAGAAUUGUUUGGCCCGACUCAAAAAUGACCUUGUUGUUGGUACUGCUUUAUCAUCAUUUGUAGGGUCAGUAGCUAUGGGUUUGUUUGCUAAUCUCCCUUUUGGGUUAGCUCCUGGAAUGGGGCCCAAUGCUUACUUGGCUUAUAAUUUGGUAGGGUUUCAUGGUAGUGGGUCCAUGUCGUAUGAGACUGCUCUUGCUGUUGUUCUUCUAGAAGGUGCUGCUUUCCUUCUUAUUGCUGUAUUUGGUCUUCGGGCCAAGUUGGCCCGGUUGAUUCCUUUACCGGUCCGGUUAUCAUGUGCUGCAGGGAUUGGGCUUUUUAUUUCCUUUACUGGGCUACAGUCUCAUCUUGGGUUGGGCUUGGUGGGUCCAGACACGUCGACGUUGUUGACCCUCACGGGUUGUCAGAAAACGGAUCCUGUUAGUGGUCAAUGUCUAGGUGGAAAGAUGCAAAGCCCAACUCUAUGGUUGGGCCUGCUGGGCCUCUUGAUAAUCUCAUUUGGGCUCAUGAAAAAUAUCAAAGGUAGCAUGAUAUAUGGUAUAGUAUUUGUAACACUAGUAUCGUGGUUUAGAGGUACUAGUGUUACAUACUUCCCUUACACACAAAUGGGUGAUAUAAAAUUUAAUUACUUUAAAAAAGUUGUGGAUUUUCACAUGAUAAAAUCCACAUUUGGUGCAAUUAGCUUUGCACAUUUUAAUAAUAGCCAAGUUUGGGUAGCUUUGGUAACUCUAUUAUAUGUAGAUGUGUUAGCUACAACCGGUACUUUAUACACAAUGGCUGAAAUCGGUAAUUUUAUAGAUGAUAAAGGAAGUUUUGAAGGUGAAUAUAUGGCAUACAUGGUUGAUGCAAGUUCCACCAUGGUGGGGUCCGCACUCGGUGUUUCACCAAUUGCGACGUUCAUUGAAUCAACUGCCGGAAUCCAAGAAGGCGGUCGAACAGGACUAACCGCAGUAAUUAUUGGGUUUUACUUUCUCUUGUCAAUAUUUUUUACCCCACUUUUAACAAGUGUACCACCAUGGGCUAUUGGGCCCGCAUUAGUAAUAGUUGGAGUUUUGAUGAUGAAAGUGGUAAAAGAUAUAGAUUGGAGUAACAUGAAAGAAGCAAUGCCAGCCUUUGUUACUAUGAUACUUAUGCCCUUAACUUACUCAAUUUCUAAUGGGAUUAUUGGAGGGAUUGGAUUUUAUGUUGCACUUAACUUGUAUGAUUAUGGUAUAAGAGUGAUUAAGUGGUUAAUUAAGAUGAGAAGAGCUGUGAUUAGGGAAGAAAAUCAAGUUUUAGCUGUUCCUGUGCCUGAUGUUGAAGCUUAAUGUAUGUGGUAAGUUUAGGUAUGAUUAGGAGUUUUAAGUUUAAAAUUAGUAUUAGUUUAUGAACUUAGUUAAAUUAGUAAGAAUUUGCAUGAUGUAUGCACAAGGUUCCAUGAGAGAUCUUCACAUCUUUGUAGUGAGUAGAUACAUAGGUUAGUAAUCUUUCAAGGCUUCUUGUGCAUGCUUUUCUAUGUAUUUUAAUAAAUAUAUUUGGUUUCUUAUGUUA